AUGCAAGGAAGUGACGGUCUGUAUAAAAGGAUGGCAUCACCUCCCUUUUUUAAGGAGACUGCCGUUGAUCCUGAGUUAGAGCAGAAAGCAAAGAGAGCGGCUGACAAGCUUUCAGAAACGGUGAACAUUAUUGCUAAUGAACCAUCCUUGGCCUUCUUCCGCAUCCAAGAGCAUGUACGAAAGACUCUUCCACAACUUGUAGAUCAGAAGCAUGAAGUUGAGGACAUCCAGGUCAAAGUUCAGGGAGCAUGCUUUGAUGCUGACUAUGCCAGCAAUGCAGUGAAAGCCAUGCUGUCAAGUGCAAUACAUUUUCAGAACAUUCAGGAUCUGCUGAAGAAUGCCAUGUUUAUGAAACAGCAGAUCAGCUACGCUGAUAACAGAAGGAAGUUUGGCAGACCUAGUCCGUCCUCUUCGUUUGCAUCAGUUGACAAAGUGAAAGAGAAUGACACAGACAAGAGGGACUCCAGUUAUGGGGGUGGAUCUGAGAAUGUACCCAACACUGGGGCUGGCGCUAGUCCAGGUGGUUCCUCACAAAAUGAGACAUUAAAUAUUCCUAAGAAGUCUCUGGAAGACUCAGAUGAUGGCAGGGAGGUGGAGAUGUUCAUGUCCAAUCCUUCAAACCAAACCUGA
Candidula unifasciata is the source of this 630-nucleotide messenger RNA. NCBI's taxonomy places the organism in Eukaryota, Metazoa, Mollusca, Gastropoda, Stylommatophora, Geomitridae. The record is from the annotation of a GenBank genome assembly.